Molecule: messenger RNA, 969 nt
Organism: Cladocopium goreaui
Lineage: Eukaryota; Dinophyceae; Suessiales; Symbiodiniaceae
Source: the annotation of a GenBank genome assembly
AUGUGGACUUUCCCAAUCCAGGCUUCCCUGGACUACUUUGAAUUUUUUGCUGGCGUGGGGAACAUCACCACACAGGCACGGGCCUGUGGCUACAAGGCAUUGCGCUUUGAUAUCCUGGACAACAACAAGCCCCAUGAUAGGAAAUCCAACUUUAUGGACUUGAAUAGCAGCUCAGGAUUUGCGCUAGCAGUGACUUGCUUGCUUCGAGCUCGUGUCCGUGACUUCUCGGCCCACUUCGCAAUCAAAUGUUCAUCAUUGUGUACCACGAAUCAAGGAACAUCAAAGAGAUCACCAGCUUCUAGCACUGGCUUUACGGAUUACCCAUCAGUGUCUACAAGCAACAAACUUCUGGAGAGGGUUUGCUGCCUCAUCUACUUGACGACCGCCUUGGGAGGCGCAUGGACGGUGGAACAGCCGGAUGGAUCCGUGUUGGAAUUCUACCCGACUUGGAGGACUUUGAUGAUGAACAUUUUUGCCAUUGGUGGCCAACUUGCUGUAAGCAAAGUCAAAUGGUAUAUGCAACACUACUCUGGGCCUACACCUAAGAGACACUAUGGCUUCGCCAACACGCCUGCCAUCUUGAAGUUAAACAGAGGACGGCUACUCAGGAAUCAGCAGAAAGUGAACUCACAGCAUACCAAGAUCAAGACAGCUGAUGUCUACUAUGAUAAAAAGGGUGUCAAGCGAUGGAAAGGAAAUACCAACUUGCGGAAAAGUGAGAUAUAUCCUAUGCCCUUUGCCCGGUGCCUCGUCGAUUUGCUACCGGAGAUGAAGUCAACGUGUGUGGGAACUCCUUUGCUGCCAGCAGAGGUGCCGGAGGCAGUGAAGAGCUUCAGCAGUUGGCCAGAGGUUCCACGUGAUGAAUGGCAAUUCGUGGAUUUUGGGGAAACCUUCCAGUACUUACGGGGAAACCGUAAUCUCAAGAUCCCUUCGCAUUGGAGGGGAAUCAUUCCUGAUCGCCUCGGGUAA